CUCGGAUUUCAUUUCUUCGAAUUCACAGCGAAGCGAAGGUUUAGCUUCCAUUUCUUGUCUGGUUUCAGCCACUUUUCCGCUUUUCAAGGGUCUUCUGCCUAUUGUGAAAAUAGCGACCAGGGUCGCAGAUCACAGGCCUAUUUGGAUCUGGUGGUUAAGAACUUAUAGGAGAUGUGAUUAUUGAUUGCUAACUUUAAGAAUUAGGGGUCAGUUUAUUCUCAAUAUUUUUAGUCGAGUACUGAACGCCUCCUUUGUUGUUCGAUCAUGUGUUUUUUAGAUUCGUGGAUGUCUAUGAGUAACAUGCUGGGCUCAGACUCAGCUGUGAUCAAUCUUCCUUGAAGUGAGUUUUGGGGGUUUUUUUAACCUAUGGAUUUUGUUUAGAUAUCAUAUUUGGUUGGUGGGUCAGUAAUAUUUUGUUGUAGUAAUUAGUGAAGACUGGCUCUAGAGAGCUACUUGGACGCUGGCCACCAAGGACUGGUGCCCCCAAUGGCAUCUUCUCGAGUGGCUGGAGGAUUAGCGCAGUCUUCCUCAAGUUCUGGGAUUUUUUUCCAAGGAGAUGGGCAGUCCAAGGGUACUAUUAAAUCUCACUUGGGCUCAUCUUAUGGAAAUUCAUCAAAUUCAAUUCCAGGAGCUGGACAUUCAAAUUUUGGUCCUGUUUCUGGGGACACAAAUAAUGGAGCGUUGAAUAGUGUGGCUAACUCAGGACCAAGUGCUGGGGCAAGUUCUUUGGUUACAGAUGCAAACUCUGCACUUUCAGGUGGGCCUCACUUGCAGAGAAGUCCAAGCAUGAAUGCAGAAUCAUACAUGCGAUUACCUACAUCGCCCAUGUCUUUUUCAUCAAAUAACAUGGGUAUCUCAGGUGCAUCACUCAUUGAUGCAUCUUCUGUAGUGCAGCACAAUCCUCAGCAGGAUCAUAAUGCCACUCAAUUGCCACAGACCCAGCCACAGGCCCGACAAGUUUCUCCAGGGGAUGCAUCACUGUCUAAUUCACAAACAGCCCAAGCUUCACUCCCCAUGGCUGCACGUGUCUCUGGAUCGCUGAUGACAGAUCCCAACAGUUAUUCUCAGUUACAGAAGAAACCACGCUUGGAUAUUAAGCAGGAUGAUUUCCUGCAACAGCAGAUGCUACAACAGCUACUUCAAAGACAAGAUUCCAUGCAACUGCAAGGUCGUAAUACACCUCAGUUACAAGCAGCAUUAUUUCAGCAGCAACAGAGAUUACGGCAGCAGCAACAAAUGUUUCAGUCUUUGCCUCCUUUGCAGAGAGCUCAUCUGCAGCAGCAGCAGCAGAUACAGUUGAGGCAGCAACUUCAACAGCAAGCAAUACAACCUGUGAAUGCUAUGAAGCGGCCUCAUGAUGGUGGUGUAUGUGCUCGGCGGCUAAUGCAGUACCUAUACCAUCAACGUCAAAGGCCUGCUGAUAAUAGUAUUGCCUAUUGGAGGAAGUUCGUGACAGAAUAUUAUUCCCCUCGUGCAAAGAAAAGAUGGUGUUUGUCAUUAUAUAACAAUGUUGGUCAUCAUGCACUUGGUGUUUUCCCUCAAGCAGCCAUGGAUGCAUGGCAGUGUGACAUUUGUGGUUCUAAAUCUGGACGGGGAUUUGAGGCUUCCUUUGAAGUGCUUCCUAGACUAAAUGAGAUCAAAUUUGGCAGUGGAGUAAUUGAUGAGUUAUUGUUCUUGGAUAUGCCUCGGGAAAUCAGAUAUUCAUCUGGAAUAAUGAUGUUAGAAUAUGGAAAAGCGGUUCAAGAGAGUGUAUAUGAGCAACUUCGUGUAGUUCGUGAGGGCCAGCUUCGUAUCAUAUUUACACAUGAAUUGAAGAUAUUGGCAUGGGAAUUUUGUGCAAGACGCCAUGAAGAACUUCUUCCUCGUAGGCUGGUUGCACCUCAGGUGAAUCAGCUGGUUCAGGUGGCACAGAAAUGCCAGAGCACUAUUGCUGAAGGAGGAUCCGAUGGGGCUUCUCAGCAGGAUUUACAAGCAAAUAGUAAUAUGGUUUUGACUGCUGGGCAGCAGCUUGCAAAGAGCCUGGAGUUGCAGUCACUGAAUGAUUUGGGGUUCUCUAAAAGAUACGUUAGAUGCCUGCAGAUAUCAGAGGUUGUCAAUAGCAUGAAAGAUUUGAUUGAUUUCUGUAAGGAGCAGAAAACAGGACCAGUUGAGGGUUUGAAAAGUUAUCCUCAGCACGCUACAGCCAAGCUGCAGAUGCAAAAAAUGCAAGAGAUUGAGCAGGUUGCUACUGCUCAGGGUCUGCCAACCGACCGUAACACCCUUAGUAGAAUGGUCGCCCUGCAUCCUGGACUGGACAACCAAAUGAAUAGCCAAAAUCAACUAAUCGGUAGAGGAGCUUUGAGUGGUUCGGCACAAGCUGCGUUGGCAUUGUCUAGCUACCAGAAUCUGCUAAUGAGACAGAGCUCAAUGAAUUCAACAAGUUCAAACCCACUCCAGCAGGAGACAACGUCAUUCAAUAACUCAAACCACCAGAGUCCUUCAUCAAGCUUUCAUGGGACAACUGCAUUAUCAUCGGCACCAAUGCAGAGCUUGCCUGGCAGUGGUCUUUCAAGUCCUAAUCUACCACCUCCGCAACAAUCUCAGCAAUCUCAAGUUCAACAGCAACUGCAUCAACGCCCGAACACCAACAAUUUACUUGUGCAAAACCAUCCUCAGACUACCCAAGGGAACAGUAACAAUAAUCAGGCCAUGCAACAUCAGAUGAUCCAGCAACUACUCCAAAUAUCUAAUAACAGUGGGGGAGGGCAACAGCGACCACUUCCUGGAUCAAACAUGAAAGGAGGAAGCAUGACCGGAACUUAUACGGGUUUUGGAGGCAGCUCUUCUGUGGUGGCAGCAGGCUCAGCCAAUGCAUCCGGUAGUAAUACGCCUGCCCCAACCCGUAGUAGUAGUUUCAAAAAUGCUUCAGCUGGUGAUGUAUCAGCAGCAGCCGGUUCUCGUAGCAGUGAGUUCAACCAAAGAACUGCAGAUUUGCCGCAAAAUCUUCAUCUGGAUGAGGAUAUAAUCCAGGAUAUAGCCCAUGAUUUUACAGAAAAUGGGUUUUUUAACAGUGAUCUUGACGAUAAUAUGUGCUUCGCCUGGAAAGGUUAACUUACUUAAUCAGGCCUAACAAUUGGCUCCCACCCUUGGGUUAAGUGGAGAACUUAUAUUUUGUACAGUAUAUUUGGGAUAUAUAUUUUCUUCUGAUCUCUCUUUUUCCCCCCCUUUUUCAUUUUUUUUGGGUUUUCUUCACAAGUGAAUGUUGUAUUUGCCCUGAGAACGUGCUUCUUAGCAACUCAUUAGGUAUUUAGAGAUUUUCCUGUAUGGUAUUUUACAUCCGUUUGCAAGUGUUUCAAAGUGUAAUUUCUGAGUGAAGACUUACAAAACAAAGAGCAACUUUAGUUUGUCA
Molecule: messenger RNA, 3388 nt
Organism: Cucurbita pepo subsp. pepo (vegetable marrow)
Lineage: Eukaryota; Viridiplantae; Streptophyta; Magnoliopsida; Cucurbitales; Cucurbitaceae
Source: RefSeq, a predicted model, not a curated record